AUAACAAAAUAGGUGAUUUUGCAAAUGUCCUUUCAUAUCACUGGUAGUGAGGUAGAGAAAGGGUUUUGGACAAAUUAUUAACGGCGGAAUAAUGGCGUCGACGAGAGGAGGGACAAUGGCCGGGAGGAUCCCGGAGAUGGAGAAGAUGAGCGUCGAACAACUGAAAGCAAUAAAGGAACAAACCGAUCUAGAAGUCAAUCUUCUUCAAGACAGCCUCAAUAACAUCCGUACUGCCACCACUCGUCUCGAUCUCGCUUCCACAGCCCUUCAAGAUCUCUCUCUCCGACCUCAAGGAAAGAAAAUGUUAGUUCCAUUAACGGCUUCGCUCUAUGUUCCUGGCACCCUCGAUGAUGCUGAAAAAGUUCUUGUUGACGUUGGUACUGGUUACUUCAUUGAGAAAACAAUGGAAGAAGGGAAGAAUUAUUAUGAACGUAAAAUCAACCUGCUGAAAUCAAACUAUGACCAACUUUUAGAGGUGGCAAGUAAGAAGAAAAGCAUAGCAGAUGAGGCAGGAAUGGUGUUGCAAGCCAAAAUGAAACAACUGGCUGCUGCAUCAUCAUAAAAAUCAUAUGGCUUGCUUGCUUAUUCAUGGGAUUGUUUGUAUUUCUAUAACAAGAUUAGUGACUAGACUUGAGAGAUUGAUGAUAUAUAUACAAGUCAUUAUAUCAACUUUUUGAUAACAUUUUUUUAUCAGUACCAGUUUCUUUCUCAUAUGAAAGGAGUACUAUCGUCAAAUUUGAAAUUAAUGGGGGUCACUUCAGGGCCCCAUAGGAUUGAUCGAGAUGGGUAUCAACUGAUCUAAACACCCAUAGUUAUAAAAAGGUUGGACGCUAGCACAGGUGGAAAGAGUCAUUUCCAGAGGGACACUAGCACUAGUAGAUAGAGUUAUUUAAGGAGGGUUGUGGUUUGGUUCGAUUCUUGUUUAUAUAUUCAGAAAACCAGUUAUUUUG
Messenger RNA from Cynara cardunculus var. scolymus (artichoke), 950 nucleotides. RefSeq names its product probable prefoldin subunit 5. The record is from RefSeq and is a predicted model, not a curated record. Gene Ontology annotation, cellular component: cytoplasm; prefoldin complex. Lineage: Eukaryota; Viridiplantae; Streptophyta; Magnoliopsida; Asterales; Asteraceae. The transcript is spliced from 4 exons. The coding region runs from base 92 to 562 and encodes 156 amino acids. Gene Ontology annotation, biological process: protein folding; regulation of DNA-templated transcription.